Pieris rapae (cabbage white) is the source of this 2649-nucleotide messenger RNA. RefSeq names its product protein singed wings 2 (gene swi2). Lineage: Eukaryota; Metazoa; Arthropoda; Insecta; Lepidoptera; Pieridae. The record is from RefSeq and is a predicted model, not a curated record. The transcript has 9 exons. The coding region runs from base 94 to 1506 and encodes 470 amino acids. Gene Ontology annotation, cellular component: plasma membrane.
UCGAUCGCGCGGGCGUUUUUCCGAAAACUAAUUUUUCCACAUCUUAUUCCUUUCUCCUUACGCCUUUAUGUAGUAAUUAUUUAAAUUAUAAUAAUGAGGUUUUUUGUUAUAAACAUUCUCUUCACAACAUUAAUGAUUGGUAUCGCUCGCGCUGCUUCAAAUAUACAUUCAAAGCAAAACCACACAGUAUCAGGCAACAGAGGUUGUACUCUGACAGGGACCAAUAAAGCUCUGUGUUCUCAAUCUGGUCACGAGUUGGUGUGCACUAGAGGGUUCACCAAUGAUUGGUUGACCGGAGUAAGGCACGAAAUAAGAAGUUUAAAGGUUGUGGAUUGGCCGGGUACUUGUUUUAACGUGAAUCGCUUGGAGUAUCAUUACCCCAACUUAAGAGAAUUAGGCUUUUUAAACUGCACGCUAAUCACCAAACUUAAAGGUCGCUUCACCGCAGCAAGCAGAAUUGAGAAGUUCUCAGUGCAUGGUUUGACAUCGUUAUGGGAAGUUCCAGCAGAAAUGGUUUCACAAAUGUCACAACUCAAAAUUAUUGACCUCCGAGACAACGUGCUUAGACACUUAAAAGCACCCCUUUUAAAAGGGCCACGUAAAUUAGAAAAGGUCUACCUGAGUGAUAACAAGUGGGAUUGCAGUGAUGGUGGUCUCGAUUGGCUUGCGAUGGAACACGAAAAUGGUACCAUAAAACGAAUGAUUGUUGAUUAUUAUCUACUGGUCUGCCAUCAACAGCUUUACAGAGGAAAACCUUUACACAAAGUCAUGGACAUCAUAAAAAUGGUUCGCGAAACUUGUCCACAGCCUUGCUUAUGCGCAAUGACUCAUGUAGUGACCGAUCGAGUUGGUGGUAUCAUUCCGUUAAUCACAGUGGGCUGUGCGAAUAAGAAAUUAAAAGUCCCACCUACCACUUUACCACCCAGUGCAACAACUUUAAGAUUGGAGGGAAAUAAGCUAAAUACAAUUAGACCAUUGGUUCAGGAGCCUCAAUAUAGAAAACUUAUGGAUUUAUAUUUGGACAAUAAUAGUAUUCCUGCUGUUAAAGAAUUGGAAGGUUCUGAAUGGUUCACCACAUUCAGGGUACUGAGUCUACGAGGAAACUUUUUGAAACAGAUACCAGUUUAUGCCUUUGACAAAGCAUUUCAAGCGAAUAAUAAUAUAAUGGGCGUAUUUCUUGGACAGAAUCCGUGGCGAUGCGAUUGUCACUUUAUACCCCGUUUUCAAGCUUUGCUACUCAAAUAUAAAAGGAUUAUACGAGAUUUAUCUGAUAUAAGGUGCUCGAAAUCUGAAGAUAAGACUAUUUCGCAAGUACAAAUAAGCACAAUGCCAUUGGGAAACGUUUGCGGACGAACCGAGACGAAGUCAAUACCAAUAAGCUCGAUUAACAUUGUGAAUUUAGUACUUAGCUUUCUCAUAUUAAUUAUUAUCGCGAGAUUUCUAUACGACUGGCAUCAUUUUAGAACCACAGGGAAGUUACCAUGGCUAUCGUCAAUACUUCCGUGAAAUAUGUAUAAUUACAUAAAAUUUGGAUGAUACCAUAUUAUUAUAUACCAUUAGCUCAAGUACAAUUGUAAAGAUAAUUUGACCCCGCCUAAUAUUUUUACGUAGCAUUGAUGAAAAUAAUUUAUGUUAUGGCAAAGUCGUAAUAAUAUGCUAUCAAGCAUUCAUAUCAAGCAUAAUAUCAAGCAUGUAGAAAGUAUGAUAGAUUACUAGUAAUAUAUUAAGUAUUUAAUGUUAAAAUAAUACUACUUAGUUGUAUAUUUACAUUAAGAUAUUGCUGUAAAUCUGGAUUGAGUGGGAUCCCUCAGUCAUAUUGCUUUGUAUAUAUUUUUGGUCACAGAAGUAAUUUUAUUUAUUUCUAUUAACGCUGAAGCUUAAAUUUAAACUAUUAUAGAUAAAGUAGAUAACUAAGUUAUCCUAACCUAGUCUUGCCAUAAAUACUUUGUGUAAUGCAAUCACAGCUCCAUACCUACUUUGUGUAAUGCAAUCACAGCGAUUUAGUUCUCUUCAUCACUCCACUGCAUUUUAAUAUCGCAAAAUAUUAUGCAAGGUAUUUGCGCCAAAACUAAUAGUCCUCUGGAAAAAAGGCAAAUUGCAAAGUUGUAGGUGAUAAAAAGAUCUAUAACUUUUGUAUUUACCCUUUAUACAUAAGCUCAAAAAUUAUUUAUAUUAUUAUUUGCAUUUUCUGAAAAGAUUUACUAUAGUAAUAUAUUAUUUCCAUCGAAAAGUAGAGAUUUCAACAAACAGAAGGCAAGCAGCAGAAUUUUCCAUUAAAAAUUAGGGUGAAAGAAGUGUAAAUUCAAAAGUUUUAGAUCAUUUUAUCAUCUAAAACUUUGCCAUUUGACGCUUUUCCAUAAGACUCUCGAUUUUCGGAAUAGUUUUUCCGAAAAUCGAUCGAAAUAAGCCGUUUCAAACUUAAAAACUCACACCUUCCUCUUCCCGACCUCAAAUCGCUCGUAAAUUAUUUUUUCUUUCAUUUUUAUAAUAUUGUCCUUCUUUUCCAAUGGUUUUCAUCUAAAAUUACUCUACUCUCUAAAAUUACUUUUUUUGGAUUUAAAAAUUAUCGAUCCUGGUCUAAUAAUAGUAUACAUAUAAGUACUGAUUGUCGUUUAUUAUUUUACCUUCAAGAAUAGAAGGUAUUUUUAG